CCAGGGCUGAGCUCGGGGCGGCUGUGGUGUGUGUGAGUGUGAGGAGGGGCGACGCGCCGGGAGCUGGGGAACUCCCCGGGCCUCGCUCAGCCUCUGCCGCUCCCGAGGGUCCUGCUCACUGCGCCAGCCAUGGACGAGGAGGGCGGCGGCGGCGUACCGGAUGAUCUCUCCAUAGAAGAGAGAGAAGAACUUUUAAACAUUCGUCGCAGGAAAAAAGAACUAAUUGAUGAUAUUGAGAGGUUAAAAUUUGAAAUAGCAGAGGUUAUGACAGAAAUUGAUAAUCUGACUAGUAUAGAAGAAAGCAAAACUACACAGAGAAAUAAGCAGAUAGCUAUGGGAAGGAAGAAAUUCAACAUGGACCCUAAGAAGGGGAUCCAGUUUCUUUUAGAAAAUGACCUGCUGCAGAACACUCCAGAAGACAUUGCACAGUUCCUCUAUAAAGGGGAAGGACUAAAUAAAACUGUAAUUGGAGAUUACCUUGGUGAGAGAGAUGAAUUUAAUAUUAAAGUUCUUCAGGCUUUUGUUGAACUCCAUGAGUUUGCUGAUCUCAAUCUUGUACAAGCCUUAAGGCAAUUCCUGUGGAGUUUCAGACUUCCAGGAGAGGCUCAGAAAAUUGAUCGUAUGAUGGAAGCUUUUGCUUCACGCUAUUGCCUUUGUAACCCUGGAGUCUUUCAGUCUACAGAUACAUGUUAUGUGCUAUCAUUUGCAAUCAUUAUGUUAAAUACUAGUCUACACAACCAUAAUGUAAGAGAUAAACCAACAGUGGAGCGGUUUAUAUCUAUGAAUCGUGGCAUUAAUGAAGGUGGGGACCUUCCAGAAGAAUUGCUACGGAAUUUGUAUGAUAGUAUUAAAAAUGAGCCAUUUAAAAUUCCAGAAGAUGACGGAAAUGAUCUAACACAUACAUUUUUUAAUCCAGACAGAGAAGGUUGGCUACUGAAAUUAGGGGGAAGAGUAAAAACAUGGAAGCGGAGAUGGUUUAUUCUGACAGAUAAUUGCCUGUAUUAUUUUGAAUACACAACAGACAAAGAACCUAGAGGAAUUAUUCCUUUAGAAAAUCUUAGUAUAAGAGAAGUUGAAGAUCCUAGAAAACCGAACUGCUUUGAGCUCUAUAACCCCAGCCAUAAAGGUCAAGUAAUUAAAGCCUGUAAAACAGAAGCUGAUGGUAGAGUGGUAGAAGGCAACCAUGUUGUAUACAGGAUAUCUGCCCCCACCCCUGAAGAGAAGGAAGAGUGGAUCAAAUCUAUUAAAGCAAGUAUCAGCAGGGAUCCCUUUUAUGACAUGCUGGCAACAAGGAAGAGAAGAAUUGCUAAUAAAAAAUAGCACUUAACAUGGGCCACUUAUGGAUCUGCACUAGCUAAUGUAUAAAUGGAUCAAAGUCCAGUGAUAAGGUAAAGUAAAAAUGAAGCAAGCUGAAUGAAAACAAUUAGAAAUGCAUACACUUUUGUACAUUAUAUCCCUUUGUAAGAUCAUCCAAGAAGAUAAUUAUUUUGCAUAUGAUACUGAAGCAAGAUUCCCAAGGGACAAUUGCAAGGAAUGACUGUAAUGGAAUUUCAUUUACACUAACUGUAACCAUGGAAGCCUUUAUAUCCAUUUUUAUUUGUUGCAAUUUCACUUUUUGGGGGAGAAAAUAUUUCAGGAUCAUAUAUUCUCCUGCCUGUUCCUUGAGCAUAUUGCCCAUGACAGGAGAUGAUGAUGUAAGGACUUGGACAAACUAACACGUCACUGUAAUACAGCACUCAGAACUGGUGUACAGGGCUACUCAGCACUUAUUUUUCCUUAUGCAAAAAAACUUAAUACUAGUUUUGAAAACAUAUCCUUAGCAAUGCAGCAGCAUUCUAACCUCACUUUAUAGAAAAUGAAAUUCUAAAAGCUCAUCACAUUAGCCAUUCUCCCCAAAUGCUUAAUAGCAUUAGCUGUAAAAUAUACCUUUUAACAUUAGACUUAUUGAUACAGUGAACUCCUUAGCCCAAGCAGUAGAAUGUGUUCUGAAAAUAUGCAGCUACAAAGGCAAGAGUUCAUGGGCUGAAGAAGUGACUUUGAGGACAGAGGUUUUCUUAAGCAGGUGAAACUUGUUGCUAAAUGCUUAUGCCCUUAAUAAGCAGCAAAAAGGGAUUUGCAUUAUUAUUACUUAGAAUCUCUGAUUUUGUAUGGGUAAAAUGCUCCAAAAUUACACUGAUUUUCUUUAAAGAAGGGGCAGUAUUAAGUUAUCUCCUUAUUUGUGAGUGUGAAAGUCAAUAGGAUUACUUGUGAGAGUAAAGAGAGUAGUACUUGGUUAACAAAAACCUGGAAUAAAGCAAAC
Messenger RNA from Chelonoidis abingdonii (Abingdon island giant tortoise), 2299 nucleotides. RefSeq names its product cytohesin 3 (gene CYTH3). Gene Ontology annotation, biological process: regulation of ARF protein signal transduction. Lineage: Eukaryota; Metazoa; Chordata; Testudines; Testudinidae. The record is from RefSeq and is a predicted model, not a curated record. Gene Ontology annotation, molecular function: guanyl-nucleotide exchange factor activity.